AUGUUCAUUCGACCGAUUCGAUUUCUCGGUAUUGACUGGGAGCCACUGAUUGUUCCUUCAAAGAGCCGACUAGAAACUCUUGCCGUAGUCCAUUUCAUGUUCCUUUGGAUAAAUAUUACAAUUAUCUCCACAUGGGUAGAUAAAUUGAAGAUAAUAAUUAGUCACUUAUUCCCUCUAUCGAACCAGAAUAUCCCACUUCAGUUGCCGUUCUACAUUCUGUUUUUCACUCGGUUUUGGUGGGUAAUGGUACUGUACUUCUCGUGGACCUAUUACGAUUUCGAUAGACCACGGCGUGGGAUCGCGAUCUCCCAUCCGCAUGGUGUUCUGUCAAUCGGAGCAUUUACUGCCAUGGUUACCUCAGGAACGGGAUUUCCGGACAUGUUUCCAGGAUUGAAAUCCACAAUUCUCACACUGAAUGGGCAAUUCUGGUUUCCAUUUCCGAAGGGAUAUUUGGCAUUGGUCUUGGUGCGAGCUGAGGCCGUUCUGCGAAAGUCGCUCGAAUACUUGUACAAAUCCUUGGUAAAGGGUCGAGCAAUCGCCAUCGUCUUGGGAGGAGCGACAGAGGCACUGGACGCCCAUCCUGGAACACACGAUCUCAAUUUGUCUUCUCGUCGAGGAUUUUGUCGUUAUGCCCUUAAAUAUGGUGCAGAUCUUGUGCCGAUGUACCACUUCGGCGAGAACGACGUCUUUGACCGCUGGGAAGGAUAUACACGGGUAUCGCUGAGGCGAAAUUCAGGUAACUUUGUAACCUAUUCGGGGCCUGACAUUGAAACGUGGAUCAAGAACAAAUUCGGAUUUUGUCCACCAUUGGUAAAAGGUCGUGGCAUAUUCAAUUAUAGCUUGGGCAUGCUUCCACAUCGUAGACCCAUCACGACAGUCAUUGGAGCACCAAUCAAAGUUACACAAACGGAGAAUCCCACAGAACAAGAAAUAGACGUACUUCACGCCAAGUACUGCAGAGCCCUUGUUGAUCUGUUUGAGCAGCAUAAAAGCCUACAUGACAUUCCAAAGGAUGUUCAUCUGACUAUACAU
Molecule: messenger RNA, 1032 nt
Organism: Ostertagia ostertagi
Lineage: Eukaryota; Metazoa; Nematoda; Chromadorea; Rhabditida; Trichostrongylidae
Source: the annotation of a GenBank genome assembly